Messenger RNA from Onthophagus taurus, 2008 nucleotides. RefSeq names its product histidine--tRNA ligase (gene HisRS). Gene Ontology annotation, molecular function: RNA binding; ATP binding; histidine-tRNA ligase activity. Gene Ontology annotation, biological process: mitochondrial translation; histidyl-tRNA aminoacylation. Gene Ontology annotation, cellular component: cytosol; mitochondrion. Lineage: Eukaryota; Metazoa; Arthropoda; Insecta; Coleoptera; Scarabaeidae. The record is from RefSeq and is a predicted model, not a curated record.
UUGGCUCAUUCGUAUUACUCAUGCGCGCCUGUUUAGACGUGCGCGUUAGUGCUCCUAUCGUGACAUUUACGUACCUAACCUCUCAAAAAAAGAACUGUCCACGUGAAAAUUUUCAACAUUAUAUUAAAUCGAUUUUUUUUAAGUUGAUAAACAAAAAUACAAAAAAGGCAUUUUUAAAUUGUUGGUGUACUGAAUAUGUUAGACAAGGCGAAGAUCGAACAACAAAUCCAACAGCAAGGCGACCUGGUCAGACAAUUAAAAGCUGCAAAGGAAAGUAAAGAGAAGUUGAGUGGUUUUCCAAACGUUUAAAACGCGAUGAUCCAUAAUUACGGUUUACGGUUUGUUGGAUUUCUGUCACGGCCUUUGUAUUCAAGAAAGUUAAGAACGGUUGUUGUUGCCACACUUUCAAAUCAAACGCAACAGAUCGCCGAAGAAGUUGCAAAACUCCUUGAAUUAAAAGCCCAAUUAAAAAUCGAUGAUGAUCCGACCGAGGCGACUGUGGGCCAAAAGUUCAUUCUCAAAACCCCGAAAGGAACCCGAGACUAUGGCCCCCAACAAAUGGCCAUCCGCCAAUCUGUCCUGGACAAGGUGAUCUCGGUUUUUAAGCGUCACGGAGCCGAAUCGAUAGACACUCCCGUUUUUGAACUUAAGGAAGUAUUGACUGGGAAAUACGGUGAAGAUUCCAAAUUAAUUUACGACUUGAAAGAUCAGGGAGGUGAGAUUUUAUCGUUACGAUAUGAUUUGACUGUCCCCUUUGCGAGAUAUUUGGCAAUGAGUAAAAUUCAAUCAAUUAAGAGAUACCAUAUAGCGAAAGUUUACAGAAGAGAUAAUCCUUCGAUUACAAAAGGAAGAUAUCGGGAAUUUUAUCAAUGCGAUUUUGAUAUAGCAGGAACUUACGAUCCAAUGAUUCCGGAUGCGGAAUGUGUAAAAGUAGUUAAAGAAAUCUUGGACGUGUUGGAGAUUGGAAAUUACGUUAUUAAGCUGAACCACAGAUUUUUGUUGGAUGGGAUGUUCGAGGCAUGCGGGGUACCAAAUGAUAAAUUUAGGUCAAUUUGUUCUGCCGUAGAUAAAUUAGAUAAGUCACCUUGGGAAGACGUUAAACAAGAAAUGGUUCAAGAGAAAGGUCUCUCCGAAUUGGCCGCAAAUCAAAUCGGCGAAUACGUACGUUUAAACGGUAAAAUGGAAUUGGUCGAAAAAUUGCUCGCCGACGAAAAAUUAAAAACCAGUAAAACGGCUGUAGCAGGUUUAGAAGCAAUGAAACUCAUCUUAAACUAUUGUAAACUUUACAAUACUUAUGAUAAAGUCUCUUUCGAUCUUAGUUUGGCCAGAGGACUGGAUUAUUAUACGGGAAUCAUUUACGAAGCAGUAUUAUUAGGAAAACCGGAGGAUGGUCAAGAUGUUUCCGUUGGUUCAGUCGCCGGUGGUGGUCGUUACGACAAUUUAGUCGGAAUGUUUGAUCCGAAAAACAAACAAGUUCCUUGCGUUGGAGUUUCGAUUGGAAUCGAACGAAUCUUUUCCGUUCUAGAAGCGAAAAUUGCCACAUCCAAAGAAAAAGUACGUACAACGGAAAUUCAAGUCUUCGUUGCUUCAGCCCAAAAAAAUCUGUUCGAACAUCGUAUGAAGCUUUGCAACCAACUUUGGGAACAAGGUUUUAAAGUAGAGCACUCUUACAAGAAAAAUCCUAAAUUAUUGGUUCAGUUGCAAUAUUGCGAAGAGCAAGGAAUUCCUUUGGUGAUUAUUUUAGGGGAGUCUGAAAUCGAGAAAGGAGUAGUAAAACUAAGAGAAGUAACAACAAGAGUAGAAGUUGAAGUCAAAAUGUCUGAUUUGGAAGAAGAACUUCGAAAAAGAAUACAAUUUUGAUGAUGGGAAAGGAUUAAGUUAAUUGGAUUUUAAAUACGAAUUUUUUAAGAGCAUUUAUUUAUUUUCAUUUCUUAAUCUCUCUCUUUGUUAGUUAACCUUAUGUAAUAGUACUGUAGUUAUAACAAAAUAAAAUCAUUGAGGGAGUUAA